AUGUUAUCGAACAUGUGUGACUUAUCGGAUCAAACUGUAUCACAGGAAUUAAGCACAUUUAUUGCUACUCCUUAUGUUUCAUCAAUUGUUCAGCCAUUGUCCAUAUUUUAUGAAGAAAUAUCAUCUGUCAUUACAUUAUUUCAAUUGUCUACAUUUAAUUCAUUUGAUCAGGUAAUACAAUUGAUUCGCGUCGCAAUUCAAGAUAAUUUUUUUACACCCGCCCCUCAAACACAACUAGAUGUAAAUUUGAUCAUUGAUAAAAAUGCGACUCUUACUGACACUCGCAUUGUAUUUUUGUAUUAUUUUAAUGGUAGUUAUAUGUGUUCAUGCUUCACGACACCAACGUGUAUUGCACCGUCGGGUAUUUCUAAUUACAUCGAUCAAAUAGUACUGCCUAUGCCUGGUAUAUUCACGGCAUGUUUCAAUUUUGAUGCAUUACUCGAGUCAAAUUUAGAUUAUUUUUAUAAUCAGUUGAACAUUGAUGAGUUACAAGGAAUUAUGGCAUCACCUUAUCCAACAUAUGUCAGGGCAUUAAACUCAUCAUUACUGAUUAGUUACUCUCGAACAACAACUAUCAAAGAAUUACUUAAAAAUUUGACCGUUGAACAAUGGUAUACAAAUAUAUCUUAUGAUUCGUAUUAUUCUGCAUGCAAUCCAACGCAAUGUCGGUACACUAUUGACCAACGAAACGACAUCAUCUACAUUGUAACAACCCUUGUUGGCCUUGUUGGUGGGAUAUUGACGAUCCUGAAAAUAUUUAUUCCGCGAAUCGUCACAGUUAUACGAGGCAUACCAAUGCCGUUAUUACGUCGAAAACUGCACAACAAGAACAUCAUUGAACCAACGAGGGAUCAUUAA
This is a messenger RNA of Didymodactylos carnosus, 858 nucleotides long. Lineage: Eukaryota; Metazoa; Rotifera; Eurotatoria; Philodinida; Philodinidae. The record is from the annotation of a GenBank genome assembly.